GUCGUCCCUUCCGGCACCGGCUCGUAACCAGAACCUCAACAUGCCCGUCAGAUGGAUUCUUCACUGGCAACCAACCCAAGGAUCGGUAGUAAACAGCCACAUACUGAACGAAAUCUCACAGUGCAUCGACACUUUCAGCGGCGUCAAAGAAGGAAGAUGGAAAUCUACCCUCACUUUCUACAGAGCCAAUGUACGAGACCAGUCAACGAGUGCUGAAUUCCCUCGCGAUUUUCUCGAAAUUUCGCUCAUGGAACAGCCUGAUAAAUAUUACUUCAUUAUUCGUGGUCAUAAGCUUGUUGUUGAGGCUGAUUCUUCUAUUUUGACUAUCAUGGAGAAACUUCAGUCUUAUAAAUCUAAAGUUGCUCUUAAUUUUGAGGGUUUGCAGUAUAAACUGGGGGACUUUCAGUUGAGACUGAUUAAAGUUGUUCCUAAUCAAGCUGAAAAUCUCAGAGGCAUUUUAAUGGAGAUUGAAUAUCUUCCUAUUUCUUCAAUUGAAAUAGCCAAGCCAAUUCUUGAAGAGUUCAUUGACAUAUGGCGACAAGUGCUGUCGAAAAAAUCAUUACCAGGUCAAUUCAUGCAAGCAGAACCAGUAUUUGCGGAAUACGGGCUUUCAGACAGUUACAGUUUUCAGCACACAGCUGUUCAGUAUGCUGCUGCAUUGGCCCAAUUAAUUGCAUCAGUUCAGUCAGGAGGGCAGUUAAGGAGUUAAUUAGUUAAUUAGGAGCGUUGAAGCUUUUCCUCUCAUCAAAAUGCAAUAAAGUUCUUCUGCUUAACGCCAACACCAAGAGUGUAAAUCAGACUCGGUGGUUUUGUUGUUGCAUGUC
Molecule: messenger RNA, 824 nt
Organism: Vicia villosa (hairy vetch)
Lineage: Eukaryota; Viridiplantae; Streptophyta; Magnoliopsida; Fabales; Fabaceae
Product: mediator of RNA polymerase II transcription subunit 20a-like
Exons: 1
Coding region: 41-709 (222 amino acids)
Biological process (GO): regulation of transcription by RNA polymerase II
Cellular component (GO): mediator complex
Molecular function (GO): transcription coactivator activity
Source: RefSeq, a predicted model, not a curated record